Messenger RNA from Chanos chanos (milkfish), 1104 nucleotides. RefSeq names its product gap junction protein, alpha 2 (gene gja2). Bases 1 to 1104 code for a protein of 367 amino acids. The record is from RefSeq and is a predicted model, not a curated record. Gene Ontology annotation, biological process: cell-cell signaling. Lineage: Eukaryota; Metazoa; Chordata; Actinopteri; Gonorynchiformes; Chanidae. The transcript has a single exon. Gene Ontology annotation, molecular function: gap junction channel activity. Gene Ontology annotation, cellular component: connexin complex.
AUGGGGGACUGGAAUCUACUAGGGAAGUUGCUGGAGAGUGCUCAGGAACACUCCACUGUCGUGGGCAAAGUCUGGCUCACGGUGCUCUUCAUCUUUCGGAUCCUGGUUUUGGGAGCGGCUGCUGAGAAGGUCUGGGGUGACGAGCAGUCGGGAUUCACCUGCGACACCAAACAGCCCGGUUGUCAGAACGUUUGCUACGACAAAACUUUUCCGAUCUCACACAUCCGCUUCUGGGUGCUGCAGAUCAUCUUCGUGUCUACUCCCACUCUCAUUUACCUGGGCCACAUCCUUCACCUGGUGCGGAUGGAGGAGAAAGCCAAAAACAAGGAGACUGAGGCCCAGGCCGACACCCACGCGCUGGGGCUGCCGGCUGACAAACAGCAGCUGCUGUCCGGCAAGAAGAGCCAGAAAGCUCCGGUGAGAGACGAACAAGGACGAAUCCGCUUGCAAGGGGUGCUGUUACGCACCUAUGUCUUUAACAUCAUCUUCAAAACCCUUUUCGAGGUGGGUUUCAUUGUGGCGCAGUACUUCCUGUAUGGCUUCGAACUGAAACCGCUCUACACCUGCAGCCGCUGGCCUUGCCCCAACACCGUCAACUGCUACAUCUCUCGUCCGACAGAGAAGACCAUCUUCAUCCUGUUCAUGCUGGCAGUGGCCUGCAUCUCUCUGAUGCUGAACCUGGUGGAGAUGUACCACCUUGGGUUCACCAAGUGUCGCCAGGGCCUGAGGUACCGCCGGGCCCAAUCCAUCUGUAACUCGGCCUCCAAACCCUCCAGCGAGGCAGCUGUGGUACCGUUUGUGCCGAGCUACCCUUACUACCCGCCUCAUGCACCAACGAUCCCUGCCUCCUACCACGCAGAAACACGCUACAGCAUCAGCGAGCCUGAGGGAACCUUCCAGCCAUACAGCAGCCGGGCUGCGUACAAGCAGAAUCGGGAGAACCUUGCAGUGGAGAGGGGCGGGAACUCAGAACCUACGGAUCCAAAGGACGACAAAAGGUCAAGCCCAGUCCAAGGGUCACCUUUUGAAAACCAGCGCCGACCCAGCCGAGGAAGCCGCCAGAGCACCAGUAAGACGACCAGACAAGACGAUCUGAAGAUCUGA